Molecule: messenger RNA, 2239 nt
Organism: Galeopterus variegatus (Sunda flying lemur)
Lineage: Eukaryota; Metazoa; Chordata; Mammalia; Dermoptera; Cynocephalidae
Gene: RSC1A1
Product: regulatory solute carrier protein, family 1, member 1
Exons: 1
Coding region: 27-1868 (613 amino acids)
Source: RefSeq, a predicted model, not a curated record
GUGGUAAAGAAUCUACCUCACUGGGAAUGUCAUCAUUACCAACUUCAGAUGGAUUUAACCAUCCAGCCCAUUCUUUAAGACAGAGUCCUGAGAUUGGUAAUCCUAUGAGUCUUGCUCACUCUGUCUCUGCUUCAGUCUGCCCUAUCAAGCCCAGUGACCCAGAUAGCAUCAAACCUAACGCUGUGAAGGCUUUGAAGGCUUCAGCUGAGUUCCAGAUAAAUUCUAAAAAGAAAGAACAUCUUCCUCUACAGGAUCUUUUUGAUCAUGCUUCUUCAGCAGACCAGAGUCCAGCUAUGCCUUUGCAGAAUUCAUUUGAAGAAGCAGUUGUUGCAGGUAAUCUGGAGAAAUCUGCUGAAAGAAGCACCCAGGGCCUCAAGUUUCUUCUUCACACAAGGCAGGAAGCUAGUUUAUCUGUCACAACUACUAAUGUGCAUGAACCAGAGGUGUUUCUAAGUGAAAAGGGUGGGCAUACAGAAAAUCAGAACUUGAGUCAAGUGAAUGGCCUUCAGCAGCAUGAAGAACCAGGGAAUGAACAGCAUGAGGCUGUACAAAACAAUGUUCCAUGUGACCUAGAACAUCUUUGUAACAUAGGAGACCUUGAACCUUCUGGAGAAAGGCAACAGAACCAACAAAGUAUUGAUUUGGAAGUUACGAUGAAAGGAGAAGAUAGACUACAGCAGAAUGUGGAUCUUCCAAGUACAGAGAAAAGUAUUCUACCUUCAGGAUGCUUUGGCUGCUCGAAUUCAGAAACACUUAUGGAAAUAGAUAUAGUUGAACAGUCCCUAGUUGCUGUGCUUAAUUCAUCAGGCAAUCAGAAUGCCAAUGUCAGGAACAUUGGUGCAUCUAAUCUCACUUCAGAUAAUCCCUUGAUGGAAGUAGAAACAUCAAAAUGUAACCUUUCAUCUGAAAUUUUGAGUAAUUCCAUUUCCACUCAGGAUUUACAGCCCCCAGAAAGUAAUGUCGAAAGGUCUGAAACAAGUAAAGAAUAUGGCAAUUACUCCCUACCUUUAAGUCUCAGUGGUAGUUGUCAGUCCUCUGUGGAGUCAACAGAAGAAUCUUGUUCAUCUAUAACAGCAGCCUUGAAAGAACUUCAUGAACUUUUGGUUAUUAGUAGUAAACCAGCUUCAGAAAGUACAUCUGAAGAAGUUAUUUGUCAAUCAGAAACAGUAACUGAGAGCCAAACAGGUAGUAAGGACCUUUCUGAAAGAUGGACCCCAGAUGAACAUUUUACCCAGGAUGAGCAGUGUCCACAAGUCUCGUUUCAUCAAGCCAUAUCUGUAUCAGUGAAGACAGAAAAAUCAACAGGUACUUUCCCUGGCACUGGAAUUGAAGAUGUAGAAAAUAUUAACUGCAGGGGUCCAGAUGAUUGCCUGUCAACUGAUAAGGAAGGUGUCCCCAAAUCUAGGGAAUCAGUAAGCGAGAGCAGUUCUGUCACUAAAACCUCAGCUAAAAUGUCUAAUCAAUUACACCGCACCUUAGGUGUAGAAAUUUCACCCAGAAUUUUAGCAGGUGAGAAGGAUGCACUAAGUCAGACUUCUGAGCAAACUAAGUCUUUGUCAUCCAGUUUCAUAUUGGUUAAAGACUUGGGUCGGUGCAUACAGAAUCCAAUAACAGACAGGCCUGAAAUCAGAGAAAAUGUCUAUCCUGAGGAUGCAAGGCCAUUUCUUGAAUUUGAAUCACCUGUCAGCCAUCCAUCAUCAAGUCCCUCCAUUCUUCCACGAUUAAUUUUUCCUGCUACAGAUAUUGACCGGAUUCUCCGUGCCGGCUUUACUUUGCAGGAAGCUCUUGGGGCUUUGCAUCAAGUUGGUGGAAAUGCAGACCUUGCACUUCUUGUUUUGCUGGCAAAGAACAUUGUAGUUCCUACGUAACUAUCGGAAAGUGGACUAGAUCAUACUCCAUUCCCUUAAAAAAAAGCUCUCUCUAAAUACAUAUGCACACUCACCACAUAUACAGUAUAUGUAGAAACCUGCAAGCAGAAUGUUGAGCCAGAUUUUUUUUAAAGAUUUUUUUUCGGCCAAAGUAGUCAUUUAUGAUCUCUUGUCUGGUGAAUUUGUCUAUUCUACUUGUUAAAAUUUGGGCCUUUUUUAAUGUAUUGGCAGUAUGUGCGUACAAAAGCUUUUUAUUCUCAUUGAGACAAUGUAUUCUGGAAUAAAAUGGAUGGUUUUGUGUAUAGCAUACCAUUUUAGAAUGAGAGUGAAUGCUUUUGAAAAGCAGAAGCCAUGAGAAAUCCCACCACCCA